Camarhynchus parvulus is the source of this 3853-nucleotide messenger RNA. It is a transcript of the gene PCYT1B, whose product is annotated as phosphate cytidylyltransferase 1, choline, beta. Gene Ontology annotation, biological process: CDP-choline pathway. The record is from RefSeq and is a predicted model, not a curated record. The transcript has 8 exons. The coding region runs from base 61 to 1149 and encodes 362 amino acids. Gene Ontology annotation, molecular function: choline-phosphate cytidylyltransferase activity; phosphatidylcholine binding. Lineage: Eukaryota; Metazoa; Chordata; Aves; Passeriformes; Thraupidae.
GCCGAGCCCCCGGGCGGCUCCCGGGGAGACCCCCGCGCCGGGCGGGCCCGGGCGGCGGCCAUGCCAGUGCGUGCGGCUGGUGCUGAGUCAGGAAGAGGCGUCCCCAAAUCCCGGUCCGAGACCAUGGAGGAGCUGGAACACACCUGCCCACAGCCGCGCCUGACUCUGACGGCACCUGCUCCAUUCGCUGAUGAAACAAGCUGUCAGUGCCAAGCACCCCAUGAGAAGUUAACCAUUGCACAAGCGCGCCGGGGAACACCAGCUGACAGACCUGUCAGAGUGUAUGCAGAUGGAAUAUUUGACCUCUUCCACGCUGGCCAUGCUAGAGCUCUUAUGCAAGCCAAAACUCUAUUCCCAAAUAGCUACUUACUAGUAGGAGUUUGCAGUGAUGAUUUAACUCAUAAAUUCAAAGGCUUCACUGUGAUGAAUGAAACGGAGCGAUACGAAGCCCUCAGACACUGUCGUUAUGUGGAUGAGGUCAUCAGAGAUGCACCCUGGACACUGACACCUGAGUUCCUUGAAAAACAUAAGAUUGACUUUGUAGCACAUGAUGACAUCCCCUACUCUUCCGCUGGAUCGGAUGACGUAUACAAACACAUAAAGGAGGCAGGAAUGUUUGUACCUACGCAGAGAACCGAAGGCAUCUCCACAUCGGACAUCAUCACACGCAUCGUGCGCGACUACGACGUGUACGCGCGGCGCAACCUGCAGCGAGGCUACACCGCCAAGGAGCUGAACGUCAGCUUCAUCAAUGAGAAGAAAUAUCGCUUUCAAAACCAAGUGGACAAAAUGAAAGAAAAAGUCAAGAAUGUGGAGGAAAAAUCAAAAGAAUUUGUUUACAAGGUGGAAGAGAAGAGCCAUGACCUCAUUCAGAAAUGGGAAGAAAAGUCCAGGGAAUUCAUUGGCAACUUUUUAGAGCUGUUUGGACCUGAUGGAGCUUGGAAGCAGAUGUUCCAGGAACGAAGCGGCCGAAUGCUCCAGGCUUUUUCUCCCCGGGAGAGCCCCAACAGCAGUCCUACACGAGGCCGCUCGCCGUCCCGCUCUCCAUCUCCACCCUGGGUCAUCAAUAAGACCUCCCCUCCCUCUUCUCCAAAAGCUGCCUCUGCCUCCCUCAGCAGCAUGAGCGAGGGAGACGAGGAUGAAAAAUAAAAUAUCUAUUUUUUUAACCAUGAGACAGAAGAACAAGCUAUGAACUCAGCCACUGGAUGGGGAGAAGCAUGAGGAACACCAGGGGUAUCUCUGGCAGCAGGGAUCGUGCUCUGGGAGAUGUCAAAAAUGAACUGGAGCACAGCAAGGGAGAUCUCAGGAAGAGCUUAUCCCAUCCCCACUCCCUCACAGUGCUGGAGGCCCAGCCAGCAGCACUUGCCAGGCACAGCCCAGGCACUGGCAGAAAACCACACCCAUGUGCAAGUUCCUGCCCCCGUCCUGCUGCUUUCCAGCUGCGGCUCCAGGCACCGAGGGGGGCUGGCAGGAGGAGCCCAGCUGGCUCCUGAUCCAGACCCAGCACACAGGGUAGUGCUGGCUGCAGCCUGCAGAGAGAGAAGAUGCAGUUGUACCCUGCUGACCUUGAGCUCUUCUGGCACACGAAGGAAUGGCAUUGCUGCAGCAAAUAUGUUGAGAAACUGGGAAUAAAGUUGGGGUUUUUUUUGUUUUUGAAUAACAUCUACCCCAGAGCCCAAAUAAUGCACUGAAAUGAAGAGAUCUCCAGGCAAGUUGGUGGAAAUCCAUUUAACAUAUUCAGUGCUGCUUGUUGACCAAGCCUCUGUGUGGGGUGUAGGUAAGGAAUCAGGCUUUUUGCUUUAUCAAAUCACUCUCCAUGUUCCUAGUGCCUGAACAGCUGCCUAAUCACUUCUGGUUUGCUCCCUGGCUUUGCACUUUGAAGGCAAGAAAGUAAAUGAAAAGACAGCCAUAGCUGGAAUGUGGUGGUGUAGGAAAUAAAUGAUGAAUUAUAAAAAUAUCCCAAGGCCUUUGGACGUGGCCUCCUAGGAAAAGCUGCUGCUCCCAGUUAUGUAUCAGCAUAUGACAAGCAAACAGAGCUGUUGUCACAUGGUAUUCAGCCAGUACAAACUUCUCAUCAAACUCUAAACAAGAUGUGUUCACAGACAUCAAACUCCAAACAAGAUGUGUUCACAGACACACUGCCCCUGCAGAGGAUCCCAAGGCUAUUCCUCUACACUAAUACGGAGAAAAAAAAAGGAAAAAAAAAAGAACAAAGAAACUUUUUGAACAGGAUUAGGCACAACUGUUUUAUUUCUCUGUCCAUGACAGGUGUGCAGCCUCAAGCAGAAACACAGGUGAAGCUCUCCCCUCGAUGCUGAUCUUCCUAGCUGGCCAAGCCAGUCCUGCCUGACAUCUGGUUCCACGUUCAGUCCCUCAGCUGACACCUGCUGGGGUGGCUGCAGGAGCUGGCAGGACUCCUGAGCCCUGGGGCUGCUCUGCCCCACAGCUGCAGGAACCCCCCAGCAGUGUGUGGGGCUGUGCCACUGAUGCCACUUGGCUCCCCAGCUUGCCUGGCACAGCUGCCUCAGUGCACAGGCACGUUUGAGGCUCUCCAGCCCAGCAGCAGCUUUGGUGCCAGGCCAGCAGGUGACAGCUGCCACUGUCCCUGUCUCACAGGCAGCCUGGGCAGGGGGCUGCAGCCACAGCAGCACUCCUGUGCCACCACUGCCUGCAACUGCAACCCCACCAGGACACGCUGGCUGCUGGGGGCAGCACCAGUCAGCAUUUGCUGGAUCCCUGCACAGGCAGCACAGGAAAUGCUGGAGGAGGGAGGGCUCCAUGUCUCUCUUGGGAAAAAGCUGAGGGACUGAGAUGCCCACGCAUGUGAUGUGGCUGUGCUUGCUGGCAGCAGCAUCCCCUGGCUGCUGGCCUUACCUCCCUGGGUGACCUGGUUGGCAGGUAGGCACCUUUCCAGAUACUCUCCUGGGCAAGUAAAUUACAGACCUUGGUACCAGGCACCAAAUUAGCCCCACACUCUGCUCACUCCCUACAGCUUUCAUCCCUCCUCCACUACAAGGUAACUGAUUUGCUUUGGCAGCGUUUUGCCAGACACUUCUCAGACCACCACAAGACCGAGUACACAGCAUCUCAUACACUUUGUCCUCUGGAGUCAAGCUAGUUCCUUCACAGCUGCAAAAACAGGUGAGCAGGAAAUAGGGUGGAAUGUGCAAAGGGACAGCCACAGAUAUUUCAGCUGCCACCAGCUGUGUGCCUGAUGGGAUGAUGCAAUUAAGACCUUUCUCAGCCUUAGGCAACCUGUUACUGUAAUUUCAUACCUGAGAUGCACUUGUUAGUUUUUCUGAUCCUUUGCAAGUCUCAAGUCUUCCCAUCACAACCACUCCUCCACCACAGGAACUGUCUGCUUCUACUGGUGCUGUUGACAGACGAGCCAUAUCCAAAUGCAACGGAGGUGGGCAAGGAUUUGUUGUUCUUGGCUUUUACCAUUGUUUCUUGUUCAUUUUACUUUCCUGGCAGUUACUGUUCAGCAGCCCUUGCUCAGUGGGUUAAAUGGAGACAGCACCACGACUUGUACAUGGGAAGUAGAGAAAAACUCACCAGUGACCUGUUCUUAACAGAAUGUUUCUCAGGGUCACAGGUGGCUACCCAGCAACAAAGCCAUAUUCUGUACCAGGUGUCUUGUUUGCAUUUAGGAUAUCACUAAGCUGAAGCCUUUGCCCUGCUGGUACAUUCAUGUGCUGUCUCCUGCAAACCAGAACCUCAUGGUGUCUGGACAUGUGGAAGACAAUUUUGCACUUCUGAGUCAUGGUUGGGUUUUCCUUUUCACAAGUAUUGCUUUAAUUUAGUCCUCUUUAUCAGCCAAGCUCCACAUGAACAAUAAAGUGUAUGACAGACA